GUGAUGCUCUGAGGCAAUCAAACAACACUGUCGACCUCCAUUACCUUACCCCCCCUGAACGCACCAACACCUGCUCCGCUGCCGCCUCCUCUCAGACAGGGACCGCAGCCACUAGUUGAUCCCAUUCCAGGAUGUUUCUGAAUUUCCGCCGUGUUCGAAAAUGCCAGUUGGUGCAGGCGAUGACCACCUGCCUUGUGCUCUCUGUGGUGAUGGUCUGCUGGCAGCAGCUGGACAACAGCGUCGUCAGCCACGUCAAAUCCUAUUCCUAUCGCUACCUGAUCAACCGGUUCACCUACAUCAACGAGAGCCUCACCAUCCCCCGAAAGCAAGCCAGAACGUUCAGCAACUUCCACUACCUUAUGGACCACCCCAAUAAAUGCGUUGGGAAAGAUGUUCUUCUCCUCCUCUUUGUCAAAACGUCGCCAGAGAACAUUGAAAGGCGAACGGCCAUCAGGUCCACCUGGGGGAACGAGACCUACAUCCAAAAUACCCUGGGGGUGACGGUCAAGGUGGUGUUCGUCCUGGGAGCAGUUCAGACCAAGGAGAUGGAGCCUCUGUGGAGUAAGAAGAGUGCCGUUGGUUUUCAGGAUCAGCUCAUCCAGGAGAAUCGUCUCCAUGGCGACUUGAUCCAGCAAGACUUUCUAGACUCCUUCCACAACCUGACCCUGAAGCUGAUCAUGCAGUUCCACUGGAUGCACAGCCGCUGCCCACACGCCCGCUUCCUCAUGACCGCCGACGACGACAUCUUCGUCCACAUGCCCAACCUGGUGAGCUACCUGCAGGACGUGAGCAGCAGAGGUGUUAAAGACUUCUGGGUCGGUCGGGUGCACAGAGGUGCGCCGCCCAUCCGCGACAAGGAGAGCAAAUACUACGUUUCCUAUGAGAUGUACCCCUGGGUGACCUACCCGGACUACACAGCUGGGGCUGCGUAUGUUGUCUCCAGUGACGUCGCAGAGAAAAUCUACCACGCCACGCUGACCCUGAACGCAUCCAUUUACAUAGACGAUGUGUUCAUGGGCAUCUGCGCCAACACCGUGGGUGUGUCACCACAGGAGCACACUUAUUUCUCAGGAGAGGGCAAGGCGCCGUAUCACCCAUGUAUCUAUGCAAAGAUGAUGACAUCACAUGGACACAUAGAAGACAUUCACGACGUUUGGAAGGCAGCAACGCACCCUCAGGUGAAGCAGCAGGUCUCCGGAUUCUUAGGGGAUCUGUACUGCACCGCUGUGAAAGUGGCUCUGCUUUGUAAACCCUACUAUUUCAACACCUACCCCUGCAAAGCAGCCUUUUCCUAG
Molecule: messenger RNA, 1295 nt
Organism: Pelmatolapia mariae (spotted tilapia)
Lineage: Eukaryota; Metazoa; Chordata; Actinopteri; Cichliformes; Cichlidae
Gene: b3gnt5b
Product: UDP-GlcNAc:betaGal beta-1,3-N-acetylglucosaminyltransferase 5b
Exons: 1
Coding region: 132-1295 (387 amino acids)
Cellular component (GO): Golgi membrane
Source: RefSeq, a predicted model, not a curated record